Molecule: messenger RNA, 216 nt
Organism: Acanthoscelides obtectus
Lineage: Eukaryota; Metazoa; Arthropoda; Insecta; Coleoptera; Chrysomelidae
Source: the annotation of a GenBank genome assembly
AUGAGCAGUUUCCCUGAUCGUAUGCAUCCUAAUGAUCCAAGAUUUGAAGAGUGGGCGAGAAGUUUAAUGGAUCAAGAUGACGAAGAUAUUAGAUUCACUGAAAGUGAUAAUGAACUGGCAGUUUCUGACAUAACAGAGGAGAUACAUGAAGAAGAAUCCGAUGUAGACUACAUACCAGACGAAAAUGAAACUGAAAAUUGGUUGGAGGAAAGAUGA